AUUCGACUUCCACUUCUGUACACAACAACAAACUGUACAUUUAAAUUACAGUGGAGGGGAAGACGAACCGGCCAUUCAGUAACGACCAUCCUCUCCGAACGCAAACGCUAUGGCUCUGAGAAAUGAAGAAGAAAAUAUGUUGCAGAAACUAUACUCCAUUGGAACAUUGGCAUUACAGAUUCUGAUACUUUUUAUUAAAAUUUGUUAUGUAACAUUAGAGGGAAUAUUUAACUCAAUUGUUCCUAAACCCUUAAAAUCAGUCAAAGGAGAGAUUGUUUUGGUCACUGGUGCUGGUCAUGGGAUUGGAAGAGAAAUAGCAAUUAAAUAUGCUGAACUUGGCUCCACUGUUGUAUGCCUUGAUAUAAACGAGAAAGGAAACGAGGAGACUGUCAAGUUAAUUCAGAACAAUGGCUUCCAAAAUGUUCACACCUAUAAAUGUGAUGUGACCAAAAGAGAAGAAGUCCUUCAAGCUAUUGAUAAAAUCAAGAAAGAAGUAGGAGAUGUCACUGUUCUUAUAAAUAAUGCUGGAAUUAUGCCAUGCCAUCAGCUUCUUGAUCAUAAGCCACAAGAAAUCAUAAAAAUGUUUGAAGUGAAUGUUUUUGCUCACUUUUGGCUUUUAGAAGCUGUACUUCCCAAUAUGAUUAAGAAAAACCAUGGACACAUAGUUGCUCUCUCUUCAAUGGCAGGAGUAUUUGGAUUAAGAAAUCUGGUUCCAUACUGUGCAUCCAAAUUUGCUGUAAGAGGUCUAAUGGAAGCUGUGGCAGAAGAAUUCAGAGAAGAAAAAAUUGCAUCAGAAGUUCACUUUACAAUCAUCUGUCCUUAUAUGGUUAACACUGGAUUAUGUAAAAAUCCAAAAAUAAACCAAAGGUUUGGUGAGAUUCUUGCCUUAUUGAACCCCAAAUCAGUAGCUGAAAUCAUUGUCACCUCUAUGAGGCAAAAUAAGUCCAUUGUUACUAUUCCUUCAUUCUUCAUGGCAGUGAAUAACAUAUUUAGGAUAUUUCCUGCAAAGGUACUACAUAUGGUAACAGACUUUCUUGAUAGCGGAAUGAAUGCUGAUUAACUUCAAUAUCAACAAAUUUAUUUACCAGGAAUAUUAUUAGGAAUAUAAAAAUCAAAUAUCUUUUUAAGAUUUUCAGUUACUUGUAUAUUUUUCAAGUUCUCUUCAAAGCUCUUUGAUAAAAUUAAUUAAAAUAGUAAAGAAGGUUUUUUAAAAGAAAGCUUAAAUUAUUUUUUUAUAAAUUGUACAUGUUUAUUCUAAGAUAUAUUGUUAUUUUUUAUGUUACGGAUGUCAUCUGAAAUGUUUUUUAUGUAUAUUAAAUGAUAUGACAAAAAAUUCAUAAUUCAACGAGAAAUUUAACUUGACACUCCUAUUGUGGUUAGUACAUGGAGGCAACCCAUAACUAGCCAUCAGGGGUUGGUAAAAAUGAUCACAUGACCCAUUUGUUGGGCUAGUUCAUUCACAAGCAAAACAUUCAUAGUGUUUACAGUUGGAUGUAUUCAUCAAUAUAUCUCAUAACAGAACCAAAUUGUUCUUCUUUGUACAUUUUUUUUUUUUUAUCAGUAACACAGGUUUUGAAAUUCAAAUCAUGCUUCACCAAGGAAAAUGUCAAUACCAUUUCAGAAUUUUUUAGUCUCUAUUUAAGGUUCUUUUUAUGAGAGUCAACAUUAGAAUACGGGAAAAGAAUUUAAAAAGACUCAAUUUCAUUUGAGUGUAGUUUUGCAGACUGAUUACAUACCUUUAUUCACCGUUGACUCUUCCACCAGUGGUAGGCACUAGCGGAUCCAGGAUUUAAUUUUGGGGGGGACUUCAGCCCGAAGGAUUUUGUUUCAUAUAAUAUUGAUAACGAUAAUUAAUUUGAAAAAAAAGAAAGAAAGAAACUAACUACCCAUAUGACAUUGUGUCUUAGUGAUUCUUGAAGUGCUAUUAAAUGUAAUUACACAAACAGUAAUAGUUUAAGAGAUAGUUUUUAAUAUUUUUUUCUAUAAAACAUGGUUAUAUUUUACCAUUUUGGGGGAGGAGACUUCAGCCCAAAAGCCCUC
Nezara viridula (southern green stink bug) is the source of this 2040-nucleotide messenger RNA. Lineage: Eukaryota; Metazoa; Arthropoda; Insecta; Hemiptera; Pentatomidae. The record is from the annotation of a GenBank genome assembly.